UUAGGGAGAGGGCUACAACUCCUUAGGAUCUCCGUAAUGGUGCAAAUGCGGGAGUGAUUCACUCCCGCAACAUUUGCGCUCAUUCUAAACAUUUCCUGACUUUCUUUACGUAAAUAAAAUAAUAUUCUAUGUUUCUUAGUCAAUAUAUAAAUUUACAACCUGCAACUUUAGAUUUGUGAGGCUCUAUUCUACCGUUUUCAACAAUUUCGAUACAUUCCAAUUCCUCGAUUCAUAUUUGUGCGCCAUGUUUGAUGUACUGAAGUUUCAACUUCCGAUUGCCAAGUCAUUUGCAUAUGCCAUAUAAGGUAGUAUUUACAUCAAUGGACAAGUAUGGAGGCGAAAGUUAUUUCGUCGGUAUUGAAAAGGUGAUGCAACAGUGUUAGCUGUUGGAAUUUUAGGAAUUCCCCAACUUGGUCUGAAGGAUUUAUCCAAUGUCUUAGAGUGGAUAUUUCUUGUUUUUCUUCCGAACUUCUGCCUCGGACAAGGGCUGAUGGAUUACUAUUCCAAUUGGGAGUUUCUGGAUAGCUGCAAAGAUUUCCAGCAGUUCUGUUCAUUCCUUCCAAAUCCAUGUUGUGGACCAAUAAAUGGACAGUGUGGAGAACUGGGCUGUGUGUACUACAACAAUAAUUAUAUUGGAUGGGAGAAGAACGGCAUCGGAAGAAUGCUGAUCUUCCUGACCCUGCAAGGAAUCAUGUACUUCGCCAUAUUCCUCUUUGUGGAAUCAAAUCUGUUUAAGACAAUCAUUUAUUUCUUCAAAUCUGGCAAAACAGAAGACAAUUCCGAGACAUCAAUUUCUGAGACGACCCCUUUGCUGCAAGGGGGACGUGUAUUUGUAGCUCACCAACCAAGACAGUAUCAGAGUUCCCAAAUUCAAGAAGAUUCUGAUGUGGCAGCUGAAAGAGGGAGGUUGCAUAUGUCUCAAGUGUUGACCGAUUCCUUGAUUUUGAAAGAAGUAACAAAGUAUUAUGGACAGCAUUUGGCUGUUAAUCACAUUAGUGUAGGUAUACCUCAGGGGGAGUGCUUCGGUUUGCUCAGAGUGAACGUAGCCGGGAAAACCACUACAUUUAAGAUGUUGACUGGAGAUGAGAUCAUGACAUCAGGAGAAGCCUACCUUAAUGGUCAAAGUGUCAAGUCUGAGCUGGCAAUGGUCCGCCAGAACUUGGGUUACUGCCCGCAGUAUGAUGCCCUGAUUGACCAGAUGACGGGCAGGGAGACUUUGUGUAUGUUUGCCAGACUGAGGGGCGUCAAGGAGAAGAUACCGGGGAUUGUAGAGGGACUAAUGGCAGCUCUCUUGAUGAAGGAACAUGCAGAUAAAAUGGUCAAAGCUUACAGUGGAGGCAACAAGAGAAAACUGAGUACAGCAGUAGCCCUGAUGGGGAAUCCCCAGGUGAUAUUUUUAGAUGAGCCAACCACCGGCAUGGAUCCUGUUGCAAGGCGAUACCUGUGGAAUGCCUUGAUAAAUGUCAGAGAUGCUGGUCGCACAUUAAUUCUGACGUCUCACAGUAUGGAAGAAUGCGAGGCUCUUUGUACCAGGCUCGCCAUCAUGGUCAAUGGAGAGUUCCGAUGUCUCGGGGGCACACAACAUCUAAAGAACAAAUUUGGCCAGGGCUACACCUUACUGGCUCGCAUAGCCUUCACAGAAUCUGGGGAGGCUCCAGAUCUACGGCCAUUCAUCAACUUCAUAGAGAGUAAAUUUCCAGGAAGUGAACUGAAAGACAUGCACCAAGGCAUGGUAACGUACCACAUAGCAAGGAAUUCGAACCUGACUCUCGGAACAAUUUUUGGAAUUUUAGAAAGUGCCAAAUCUGAAUUCCAUAUAGAAGAUUACUUGGUUAGUCAGACCACACUAGAACAAGUUUUUAUCAACUUUGCUCGCUCCCAGAUUCCGUCAAGGGAGGUCACUUCUGGCUGUUGUAGUGGGUUUUGUUCUUGUUUAUGCUGCAAUACUCACACAGAUGAUGAAUGAAGCGGAGGAUUGUUUGGAUUCGUGUAUUAUAUCAAAAUAAUUUUUCUUAUACAUUCCUGAGAUAACUGUUUUGUUCAGAGAUAUUUUUAAUGUGCAAUAUUUUUUUAUGAAAAUAUUUUGUGUUCGUGAUAUGACGUACAGUCUGUGCACAAAAUCAGGUUAGAAUUUUUACAUUGUAUUUUACUUGUAUACAGUGCUUGUGAGGUAAAUGUACUAGUAAUAGUGUGUAUUCCAUUUUAAUUUUUCUGAAAUAAACAAUAACAAUGAAUGAUAAUGCAUUAUUAGCAGGUUUGAAAGUUACAGGGUCUUUUUUUAUUGUUGCACUCACAAUAUACAGUACAUGUAGAAUUAAGACAUUGAAAACAUUUCUUUAGACACAGAGAUAUUUAAUACAUUCAAUGACAUUUGAUUUGCAUUCAACAUUGAUUUAAAGCUUGAAAUCUGCUAUAGCAUAUUAUAGAAUUAAGAUAUUGAAAUCAGUUACCUUUGAUUUGCAUUCAACAUUGACUUGAAAUCUGCUAUGGCAGUACGGUGUAUUUUGUAUUAAUAGUUAUUGUAUUGCAUUGGUGUUGUGUUGUUGUUUACAUUGUUAAAUUUAUUUAAAUAGCAAUUUACUGUCGAUUUGUUGAACCCUGUGUUUUCACGAUUACCUGUUAAUGUUUAAUUUCAUUAGAAUCAUGUUUUAUUGAAUUGAACUUUGUGUGAUCCUAUCACUGUGAUAUGAUUAAUAAUUAAAGAGAUGAAACCUGUGCUUC
Ostrea edulis (European flat oyster) is the source of this 2721-nucleotide messenger RNA. RefSeq names its product phospholipid-transporting ATPase ABCA3-like. Gene Ontology annotation, cellular component: membrane; intracellular membrane-bounded organelle. Gene Ontology annotation, molecular function: ATP hydrolysis activity; ATP binding; ABC-type transporter activity. The coding region runs from base 491 to 1966 and encodes 491 amino acids. The transcript has 6 exons. The record is from RefSeq and is a predicted model, not a curated record. NCBI's taxonomy places the organism in Eukaryota, Metazoa, Mollusca, Bivalvia, Ostreida, Ostreidae. Gene Ontology annotation, biological process: transmembrane transport; lipid transport.